GAAGAAUUUUCUAUCAACAUCUCGUCAAUUCUGUCCAGACUGGAGAGAGCAAGCAGAAUUUCCCUCAUGUAGCUGACAAAAAUCAGGCAGCCCAAUCCUCACCACGCCGGGUGGCACCUGGAGCCCUGAGAGCUUUCAGCUGGUUGCAGCCCAAAGGGGAGCGAAAGACGACGAGGCUCUGCCGCCACCUUUGCUUAGAAGCAACCGCGCACACACGCCUCACACUUUACGGCAGUUACGCGAAGGUACGGCAGCGAGGCCACGCCUCCCACUCCCGAAGGCACGCCCGGCAGCAGCACGUGUUCUCCGGUGCACUUUACGGCAGCCACGCGAAGGGACGACGGCGAGGCCACGCCUCCUGCGCCCCCGAACCCUAGUGCCAGAAGGCACGCUAGGCAGCAGCACGUGCUGUGUGGGGACGUUUACAGAUUUGCCGCUGCCUCUUGAAGGCGCGAGGCCCCGAACAGGGUUGGCUGUGGUUCCAGGCUCUACAUUCAGCUUGUUGUCGGUUGGCUCUUCAUCCGUUGGCGCUGCCCUGGCUCGGAGAUCAUGGCGGCGGUGGUGGCACUGUGGCGGAGGGCGCUGGAGACCUUGAAGACCAAGGAGUUCCGGGAUUACCUGGCCAGCACGCACUUCUGGGGCCCUGUGGCCAACUGGGGCCUCCCGCUGGCCGCCUUCAAGGACAUGAGGGCACCGCCGGACAUCAUCAGUGGCCGCAUGACAAUGGCACUCAUCUUCUACUCAAUGGCCUUCAUGCGCUUCGCCUACCGUGUACAGCCUCGCAACUUGCUUCUGAUGGCGUGUCAUGGCACCAACGUGGUGGCACAGAGUAUUCAGGGGAGCCGCUACCUGAUGCAUUACUACGGCAGUGGCGCCAUGGUGGCGACUGCCACCGCCACCACUGCUGCCUCUACUGGCUCUGUCGGCUCUAUCACCACUACCACCCCUGUGGUAGAUGACCUUGCGGCUGACUGCUACUGCCCGGAGGCAACCAGCUGUGAUCCGCUGACCCCAGAACAGGAUUGAGAGGACCCGACUGAAUCCUUGUUGUUUGCAAGCACUGAACUAUUCUUACUACAGAAAAGACCAACAAAAAGUUUGGUUUUGACUCUGAAAGACCGUGAAUCUGAUUUAAACCUGCAGUUUGGUUAAUAAUAAUAAAAAAAAAAGCAAAUAGAACUAAAGCUGUCAAGCGUUGUUUAUUUAUUUCGUGAUGGGGAAAUGUUUUUUAGAAAGUGAGGGUAGAUUGGCUAGUGCUUCCUCUUUGUGGCACCUGCAAUGUGAGGAAGGUUAGUUUAUGCAGGUGAGGAAGAUGGAAAGAAAGACACUUCAAAUUAUCUCAUUUAUUGUUUUGGCUUUCUUUCUUAGAGCUCUCUUGGGAACAUGUUUUGUUGUUGUUGUUACUUGUUUUGGAUGUCCAGGCCAAAUAAGGGUGCUUCGUUGAACGCGACUUUAAAAACUUGGUACAACCAGAAUCUCUUUACAUCAAAAAGUCCGGGGGCUAUUUCUGCUGAGGAAAAUACUUCCAAGUGGGUUUAAAUGAAUUAAGUGCAAUCCAGCUUAGACUUUUAAGGGGUACUUAGCAAGAGAACUUAGAAUCUCUUUGUGACCAAGAACAAUGAUAGAACCUUCAAUGGAAACAGGAUAUAUAACUCUGAGGUCGGUGGCUGUCAACCCUGGAUUCUAGGUAAAGAGAAAAAAAUGACAUGAUCAUAACCCUUUCCUUUUUUCCUCAUUCCUAAAAAUGGGGGAAAUGGCAGUUUGUAAAACUGGUGAGCCUGUCAUCCUGUGUUGCACACUAGCUAGGGGCGGGGGUGAGGGUCAGGGGUCAACCGUAUUAGCCCAGAGUAUUCCCCCCCUUAGGAAUCCUGUGGGUGCUAACAGAGUUUGCUUAAACCUGGGAGCAUGAGGUGGGAAAAGGGAAGGGUGGGGCUGUGAGUGUGAGGCCAUUACCUCUGCAGCAGGGGCUGCUCUCUAGGAUAUGACCCCAAGUACCCCCUGCCUCUGAAGAAUGUGGAAAGUUCCAGGGUGGUCUACUGGGGAACCCCAAAGUAUGUGUUUAAUAAGAGUGUUUAAACCCUGCUUUUGUUAAAGAUUUCAAAUGCAAAGAAAUUGAAAACAACUCUGAAAGUUUCUGACAACAGUAGGUUUUGGAUUAGACAGGCACAACAUUAGUGGAACUCUGGAAGAGUGCCCCUUUAUCUUCUGUGGCAUCUAGGCAGUAGUCCUCUUUGUAGGCAGUUUCUGUAAUUCCCAUUCUUCAUAUGGGAGGGAAAAACAAACUCUGGAAAAUGAUAGUGUAUUAGUUAUUUAUUGCCCUGUAACAAAUCACCCCCAAACUUAGCUUAAAACAACAAAUAUCUCACACAAUUUUGGUGGGUCAGGAAUCCGGGAUGGGGCUUAGUUGGGUGCUACUGGCUCAGGGUCCGUCAGCUGUCUGCUGGGGCUGCAGUGUCCGAAGACUUGCCUGGGGCUGGAGGAUCCACUUCCAACCUCCCAGAGUUGUUUAAAUGAGGCUUCAGUUCCUUGUCAUGUGGGCCAUAAGGCUGCUCACAACAUGGUUUCCCCCAGAGAAGGUGUUCCAAGAGAAAGCCCAGGAUGGAAGCCAUAGUCUUUUAUAGCUUAAUCUAGGAAGUGACAUAUCAUCACUUCAGCUAUGUUCUCUUGGUCAAAUGGACCAACCUUGGCAUGCUGUGGGAGGACAACGCAAUGGGGGGAAUGCCAGGAGGCAGGGAUCAAUUAGAAAACUUCAGUUUGGUUCCACCACAUCCUGACUACUGCAGUAUAGUUUUCUCUAUUCUUGCACUUUCCCCAUCCCCAUUCCGUUACUGUACAUAAAGUAACUGGUGUGUGUGCACAAGAAAAAGAAAAGAAAGAAAAAAAAAAAGGAUGUAGGAGCCAUCUUGGAGGCUGGCUACCACUGGUGGUUCUGAAAUAAAAAUUCUCAUGCCUUUCUGAAACUCAGUAGGGAGUAAUAAAUCAUGUAAGGUCAUUACUCACCUUCCCAAAGAGACGUCACAAAAUGCUCAGUUUACAGUUUUGUGGUCAUUACAAAUAUGCAUAUAUCACAGAGGAUGGGUUUAAGAAGCAGGAAAGAAGUCUCUGGAAGAUAGUGGUAGCUCCUAAUAUUUUAGAUAGUUCAGACUAUAAUGUAAUAAUAAAAAGCAGUUCUGAAAGUGCUGAAAUGAAUCAUAACCUUGUAUCAAGAUUUUUAUUAAAAUUGUAAAGGAUUCCCCCCUCACUCUUACACGAGUGGAAAUUAAUAUAAAUAUAUAUUUAGAUUUGUCUUACAAAAUGUAUUUUGUAAUUUGAGCAUUCUAUUUCGGUAAAAGGCCACUGUCUGUUGAAGACAUUUCAGAGCAGGUAGGUCUCUAAUUAACCUGGUAAGGGGAAAGGAGGUAAUCCCUGCUGAUAAUUUUCUGUCACUCUACAUUUAUAAUUUAGAAGGCAAAAUGAUUAGAGGAAAUAUCCAAAAGAUUGCAACACCUCCAUUCUAAUGCAGCGCUCCACUUACCGGAUAUAAUUGGUAGUAUUCCCACCCAGCUAAGAGCUCUAGCCCUUCGUUGCCUAGGAUAUUAGUGUUUCAAGCCAUAUAAGUGAUUAAUACUUUAAUAAAAAACGUACCUUUCAAAUCAUUAGGGUAAUAAUCAUUUCAUAAUCUCCCCAAACUCUCAAAAAUAAUCCUUUCUGGUCUUGGUAAUUUGACUUAAACUGUCUACGGGUCUCCACCACUACUUUAUGAAGCCAAUAACAUUUUCCGAAUUGGCAGAGCUACUUCUCCAGAAGUUUUCAUUCUUUGACAUACUUCUGUUACUUCUCAGAAUCGGGAUUUUAUACUGCGUUUAAUAAGUAACGUCUUUCGCUUUAGGUCCUCUGACUUUCCUGAAGCCCAGGCUAAAACCCAAAGCACUGCCUUAUCCUUGCAACUACAAAGCUACAGCCAUUUUCCCUCUCUAAUUCUUUCAAAAUGAUAAACCUCACAUUGUGUCCCAGGGAGAGGCCAGGGGCAAAUCACAUUGCUGCAUGAAAACAAGGCACUUGGAGAUGCACCAGCCCCGUGUGAGGGAAGGAAACUGCUUCCCGGGCCUCUCCUGCCCAGGACUACAGAGCAGUGCACCUGAAGGUGGAGCUGAAGCCCUCACCCCCGCCCCCCACAACAACAGAGGCUACAAUGUAUUCCAGGAAAUGUGACACACAAGUCUUGUGGUUUAAAUUUACAUGAUGCCCAUUAUUUUGAAAUUCAAAACGUUAGUGAAAACUUUUCAAGAUACAGGAGUGCAGGUUUGUUGUAAAAAUCUCACAUGGGAGUGUGCAGAGAAUAGAAGAGCCAAAUUCCACCCCAGUUGCUCUCACAGAGGUAACAUGGCAAAAAAGCUUGGGGAAAGCACAUAUUUCCAGACCUCUGUUGUUUGAAAAAAACCAGUGAGUUGUUAUGCUAUGCAUUGUUACACCUUCUGCUUUUCUAAGUACUGUGUCUUAGACCUAACUCCCUAUUACAGCAUCGCGGCAUCCCCUCCUUUUGCACAGUUGCAUAAUACUCAGUAGCAUGGAUGUGCUGGGAUCAUUGAACCAGUUCUCUCUUGACAGCUACCUGCCAAUGCUGCCGUGACCACCCUUUUGCGCAUGCCCUGUGCUCAUGUGCACAGACCUGCAGAAGAGAGGCCCACAGGUUGAUGUCCCUGGACUCUCUGUUUCCUUAAAGCCCUCUCUGGGCCUGUCUUCUUUUCUUUGUUUCAAUUUCAAUGUAAUUAAAUGUUGCCAGGAGAAUGUUUUCUGCAUAGUAUCUUUGAUUCAUCGGAGCAGACCAUCAAUCCAGUAAGAUGACAGCUCAUACACCACCAUCCAUACCUUACAAAUCCUCACAUUUGCAUCUCCUUAGGUACCUGGCACGUGGUUGACGCUUGAUAAAUGUUUUGGGGAUAGAUAAGGAAAAGCUAACUAUAUACAAGAGGUAUGAAAGGAAAGUGUUCCAAACCCAAAGUUCCUAAGGUGAGAAAUCAGAUCUUAAACCAAGAUUUAAUUUGAUCCCAAGUUUUGUUAUCUUCUAUCUAGAAGCUAGGAAAUAGUUCGUGAGGAUUCUUAGUUUGGGGGGAGCAAAAUGAAAGAAAAUUGGUACGCUACUGCUGAAAUCUUCUAACGGAACUUCAUGAAAUGAAAGGAGAAAGAAAAUGUAAGAUUAAAGACCAAAGAGUGUGGGAAAGAUGAAAGGAGUAAGUUACAGGCCAUUUGCAUUCAUCUAGGUGUUAUAGAUUUACAUCAAGUAAGUUUUAAUGUAAAAACAUACCAAAUAUAUGGCCCCCCUCCACCUGCCCAUUCUCUACAGAUCACAGAUCACAUCCUUGAUGGGCAGGGGCGUAAGCAAAGCAGCAUGGCUUUACUUGGGCUCGGAUCCAAAGCAUCUUCUCCAGGCAGUGGUGAAUGUGACGAUUCCGUCCCUGAGGGUCCAGGAGUGACAUGGCCUAGUUCAGGACCGCUGGCUUUGGAAAUGAGCAGACAUAGGGGAAGGCGAGCUUAAACGUGAUCCCACAGACCACUUCAAACAAUGGGACAGGGGGGUUCCCGUUCAGGAAACAAGCAGAACAAAAUCAAAAGUGGAUGACUUUUUGGGUAGGAGGAAGUAUGAAUGAAUUUGUAAAUUUUUUUUUUUUUUUUGUCUUUUUGCCUUUUCUAGGGCUGCACCCGCGGCAUAUGGAGGUUCCCAGGCUAGGGGUCUAAUCAGAGCUGUAGCCACUGGCCUACACCACAGCCACGCCAGAUACAAGCUGAGUCUGCAAUCUACACCAGAGCUCAGGACAACGCAGGAUCCUUAACUCACUGAGCGAGGCCAGGGAUCGAAUGUGCAACCUCAUGGUUCCUAGUCGGAUCUGUUAAUACUGAGCCACGACAGGAACUCCUGAAUUUGUAAGUUUUUUGAAAGAAAAUGAUGUCUUUGAACUUCCUUAAAAAUGUUAAAAUGUCAUUCUUCCAUCUCAUAACAAAGGACCAGGUUUAGUUAACAGUGUAACUAACAGUUAUACCUCUAAGCGAUCAACUGACUCUUCAGUCAACAAAUAUUCAUUGAGCACUUGAGGGCCUUGGGCUCUGCGCUCAGGACACAACAGGACAGAAACAACUGAUUGCCAUAGGAGUUGACUUUUCCUAAGGGUACAUAAAGAAGCCUGCAACUGUGGAACUUUCUAGAACAUCCCUGUGAUGGUGGCCUGUGUCCUGCUCCUUGUCCUACUGCCUCAGGCUACCAGAAAUAGGUAGUAAAAGUUCGGUAGUAAUUGGAAAUGGCUAGAAAAUGGACUUUCAGGCCAAUUCUUUCCUUGCCUUCUGGCAAAAAAAAAAAAA
Messenger RNA from Sus scrofa (pig), 6333 nucleotides. Lineage: Eukaryota; Metazoa; Chordata; Mammalia; Artiodactyla; Suidae. The record is from RefSeq and is a predicted model, not a curated record.